AUGGUGCGUUCCGCGCAGAUUGCGGGCCCGCACGAGAUUUACUUCACCACGCUUUACGCAAACGGCAGCCUGGACAUGAACACGGACCACAUCGUCAUCCCAUUCACUCCUGAGAACGAUGUGAUAACUCCCAUGUAUCUCAGCAUUAGCGACUCUGUGCUUUCCGUGACUCUCAACAGGACUCUCUUGAUUGGAAAGACAUACACGGUUUGGAUUGAAGCCAACUCUUUCGUGGAUGAGUCAACGACAUCGAUCUUUGACAUUACCGGCGUACCCACGAACAUUCCUAGAAACUUUGCUGGGCUGGCACCUGGCGACGUGGUCUUCACCGUGGUUGAACCGACCGAUCUCGAGCGGAACCCUUACAAGAAGUCCACAAUUCCAGUCUGGGAUGUGGAGGUAGAGGAAAUGGCACGUCCAGAGAAGGAGCCACUUAUGCCUUUUCACUUGGACCACUGCUACAUCGAUACGCCAAACUGCACAGAGACGAAUCCGAACAUCACAAACGGAAGCAAUGAGAGCAACUGCAGUGCUUGGGAAAACAUUUCCGUGCUCAGUGUUUGUGGGCUGACCCCUCGUUCUGGCCAGGGGUUUGCCAAAGUGAGGGAGGAGGAAUUGUGGCUGCAGCCUUGGCACUGGCUGCGUGCCACAACGCCAAACGCCACGUUUCAAGUCCAGUUGGACGUGAUGGAUGCAAACUCCCCCGUGCUGAUCAAAUCCAGGGAGGAAGUCCAUGUCACUGCGGGAACAGCGCAGCUGCUCGCCACCUCCGAGAAUGAGGGCCCUUUUGUGCUACAGGAUGACUCCUUUGCAGAGCUCUUUGUAGAAGUCUCCGUCGAGCCUGCUGGGGUGCUUGGUAUUCUUCGAUCUGCUUGGCGGGACUGGGGCGGCCGUGUGAACAUCAGUUUCGACUUUCCGACAGUCAAUCCUGACUAUGGUUCCUUGGGUCAGGGGGACCUCACUUCAACAACUCUGGAGGGACGGUCUGCUUCAAAGCUGUCCUUCUACGGCAUGGCCGUGCAGCUUGGUGGCGCCUGGUGGGUGCAAGAUGAGCCAUGUUGUGGUGGCAAGUGUGCCACAAGCAACAUGAGGUCGGUAGAAGCAGCGCUCAGCAAUCUCAGCUAUACAGCGCCAGCAGAGUUUGAGGGGGUUGCCCUGAUGAAGGUUUUGAUCCGUGCCAUGGCUUCCGAUUGGUCAUGCAGCUACCCGUCUCAGCUGAAGCUUGCCCUUUUGCGCCCUCCAAAGCUGCAUGAGGAGAUGGAGACUAUGUCCGAGAAGAGGGAUUGCUGA
Messenger RNA from Symbiodinium natans, 1290 nucleotides. The record is from the annotation of a GenBank genome assembly. NCBI's taxonomy places the organism in Eukaryota, Dinophyceae, Suessiales, Symbiodiniaceae.